AUGAAACGCAAAGUCCUCCUCAUGGGUCAAUCGGGGUGCGGUAAAACCUCCAUGCGCUCCCUCAUCUUCUCCUCCUACCGUGCCUCCGAUACCCGACGGCUUGGCUCCACUCUCGACGUUGAACAUUCUCACGUUCGAUUCCUCGGCAACCUAGUCCUCAACCUCUGGGACUGUGGUGGACAACAAUCAUAUAUGGAUUCCUAUCUCGACAAGCAACGUUCUCAAGUCUUCUCCACCGUCGGCGUUCUCAUUUAUGUUUUCGAUCUAGUCGGAGCCGAGGGUGGCGAUGAGGGGGAUGAGGAAUGGGAGCGUGAUCUGCGAUACUACAAAGACUGUCUUUCAGCGCUUUAUCAGUUUAGUCCUGAUGCACAGCUUUUUUGUUUGCUACACAAGAUGGAUCUUGUCGACAAAAGCAGGAGGGCAAACGUGUAUGCGGAGAGGGUUAGGGAGUUGAGGAAGAAAAGUAGAGAAGUGGCGAUGCAAGCAGGUGGCAAGGAGGGAGAAGGAUUCAGGGUCAACGCAUUCGCAACUAGCAUCUGGGAUGAAAGUCUCUAUAGAGCAUGGAGUAGAAUCGUGCAAACUCAAAUCCCCGCUCUUCAUAUCCUCGAAAAACACCUCUCGCAACUAGCAGCCACUUGUUCUGCAAGCGAAGUCGUACUUUUCGAACGAACGACUUUUCUCGUCAUUGCCAAAUCUACACCCUCCUCCCUUUGCUCCUCCAACACCACCACUUUAGCAAAUCACGAGUAUGAAGAAGAAGAAGCAGGUUUAGAAGGCUUCCGCGAUACAUCCACCCGAACCUCCACCCCAUUAGGGUCGGGUUUCAUCCAACCUCCCACCUCAACCCCUCUCUCAUCAACCCGCACCGCAACAACAUGGGAUCCAGAAAGAUUCGAAAAAGUAUCAGAGUUGAUCAAAAACUUCAAGCUAUCAUGCCAGAAACUUCCAGCGAAAACAAGUCAGUGCGAGUUCCAGGCGGUGGAACUCAAAGCACCCAACUUGUCCGCCUACAUCGAUAGCCUAACCAGUAACACAUACAUUAUGAUAUUGCUCACCGAUCUGCAAGUGCAGUUGGCAAGUGUCAAGUUAAAUGUACAGUUGGCUAGGGACCAUUUUGAACGUCUGCAGGCAAUCAAUCUCAGAUCCUAG
Messenger RNA from Ustilago hordei, 1149 nucleotides. RefSeq lists its product as uncharacterized. The coding region runs from base 1 to 1149 and encodes 382 amino acids. Gene Ontology annotation, molecular function: GTPase activity; GTP binding. Gene Ontology annotation, biological process: positive regulation of TOR signaling; regulation of autophagy; cellular response to amino acid stimulus. The record is from RefSeq and is a predicted model, not a curated record. The transcript has a single exon. Lineage: Eukaryota; Fungi; Basidiomycota; Ustilaginomycetes; Ustilaginales; Ustilaginaceae. Gene Ontology annotation, cellular component: nucleus; fungal-type vacuole membrane; Gtr1-Gtr2 GTPase complex.